Messenger RNA from Tachyglossus aculeatus (Australian echidna), 519 nucleotides. It is a transcript of the gene ENY2, whose product is annotated as ENY2 transcription and export complex 2 subunit. Gene Ontology annotation, molecular function: transcription coactivator activity; chromatin binding. Bases 84 to 374 code for a protein of 96 amino acids. Lineage: Eukaryota; Metazoa; Chordata; Mammalia; Monotremata; Tachyglossidae. Gene Ontology annotation, cellular component: DUBm complex; SAGA complex; nuclear pore. The record is from RefSeq and is a predicted model, not a curated record. The transcript is spliced from 5 exons. Gene Ontology annotation, biological process: poly(A)+ mRNA export from nucleus; positive regulation of DNA-templated transcription; regulation of transcription by RNA polymerase II.
GCGGACGGGGCGCCGGCAGGACGUGUGGUCGGCGGCGCUGGCGGCCUCGGCCCAGAUUUGCUGCUGGAAUUUACGUUAGCAAAAUGAACAAAGACGCACAGAUGAGAGCAACCAUUAACCAGAAAUUGAUAGAAACUGGAGAACGGGAACGCCUUAAGGAGCUGCUGAGAGCAAAAUUAAUUGAAUGUGGCUGGAAGGAUCAGUUGAAGGCCCACUGUAAAGAUGUGAUCAAAGAAAAAGGACUGGAGCAUGUUACUGUUGAUGACUUGGUGACAGAAAUCACACCAAAAGGCAGAGCUCUGGUACCAGACAGUGUGAAGAAGGAGCUGUUACAGAGAAUAAGAACCUUCCUGGCCCAGCAUGCCAGCCUCUAAGGUUGAAUUGAAUCUUGUAUAUGUGUGUCUGUAUGUUAGAGUUACAGACACGCCAUUAAAUAAGUAGGAAAUUCCAGAAUUUAAAGUCCUUUUUGGUAUGUGAAUUUUCUUAAACUUAUGUUAAUAAAAAACUUUUUGUGAAUGA